ACCUGCCAAACCCCGCCGACCUUUGUACGGACCUGCCCCCAUCCCGGCCCGAAGUGGUACGAGCUAACGUCGCUCAGUGUUUACUCUCGCCAUAUCAGCACGUAACCUCCUCAUUACUGUAAAUAUCAGCCUGGAACAUGCCAUAGCUAACAGGUAUCCUCGGUACAGGUACAAGGAAGAUGGCUUCUAGUCGCUUCUUUCUUCUUUUUGUCACCAGCGCAACUCUUUUAGGCACACACCACGCCGUGGAAGCUGCUCUCACGGCAGACUGUAACUUCGACACGAGCCUGUGCGGCUGGACUCAGGACGACACUGACGACUUCGACUGGAGACAACAGUCCGGGGGGACCUCAACGUCCAAUACCGGGCCUUCUGAUGACGUCACGGGAGGAGGGCAAUACAUGUACACCGAGAUAUCCGGUAUCCGGGAUGGAAAGAAAGCAAGACUGUUAUCACCUCUCCUCUCAACUUCCACAACCUCCUGCUACACUCUGAGCUUCUACUACCACAUGUACGGCACCCACAUCGGAACCCUCAACGUCUACGUCAUCCAAGAUGGCGUCUCCUUGGACUCUACUGCGCCUGCGUGGUCGCUGUCAGAUGACCAGGGUGACGUGUGGCACGAGGUUGAGGUGGUCAUUUCGAGGACACAACCUUAUAGGAUAAUCUUUGAAGCCAUUAAAAGAGGAACAACAUCAUAUAGGGGCGACAUGGCCAUUGACGAGAUCAAGUUUCUGCCGAGGUCUUGUGUUGGAGACACAGAUGAAUGCGCGAGUUCGCCCUGUUUGAACGGCGGAACUUGUCUGGACCUUACUAACCGGUAUGACUGCGCAUGCCUACCGGGUUUCAUUGGCCAACAGUGUGAAGAAGAGAGAAGUGGUUGUGACUUUGACACCGACGUCUGCGACUUCGAACAAAAUCAAGAUGACGACUUCGACUGGACGCUCCAAGCGGGCAGCACGGGAAGUGCAGGCACCGGACCGUCCGCCGAUCACACCAGCGGGACCGGUCAGUACAUCUUCAUUGAAACGUCAUCACCUCGCCAGACGGGUCAGGUCGCCCGGAUCUCCACCCACCCGAUAUACGUGACGUCACCGAUCUGCGUGUCGUUCUACUACCACAUGUACGGCCGCGGGAUCGGCACGCUGAACGUGGUGGUGGCAGAGACGAGCCAGCCCGCCGGCCGGACCGUCUGGAGCGAGACCGGGGACAAGGGCGACGUCUGGCUGCAGGGGCAGUUCGCCGUGGACGCGGCGGUGGGAGGAGGUGAAAGGACCGCGCAGAUUACCUUUGAAGCAGUCAUUGGAAGGGUUGGAUUCGGAGAUAUCGCCAUAGACGACGUGGCGUACAUCAGAGGACCAUGCCCUACGCAAGAGCCCUUGCCUACCACUACGCCCUUGACAACACCAUCGAGACGACCGACAACCAGACCGCCACCACAAACAACCACCACUCACAAACCAACCACUACUACUCACAAGGCAACGGCAGCCACCGAUGGCGGGAAGCCUUUGGACGACAGGACCAGCAAAAUGCCUUCCAUACAGCAGAAAACGACGACUCUUCCCUCACCGACUAGUUCCACUGGACAAUCCGUGACAAACAAAAACACCACGGCCGCCAUAGUGGGAGGUAUGGUGGGAGGGGUGGGCGCCAUAGUGUUGGUUGUUAUCGUCGUUUGGGUGAUACUGUACAAGACGGGCCGCAUCAGCUCUAAAGAGAAGUUCCUGCACCUUACGGGCAUGCAGGGAAACGUAACCUACGACGUCAAAUCGAUGACGUCAUCCGAGGGAGGGUUCGAUAACCCCGUCUACGGCAACGGUUUGGAUGUAAAGAGUACCGGUACCGAGGACCCGUCGGUUUGAUGACAAUAACUUCAACUCACUUCGGUUCAAUUUGGUCAAACAACAGAGCAUAAAACGACAUAGCAUCAAAGAAGAGCGUUGGUAUAUGUUUUAUGCGAUCCUCUGACGACUUGGAUUUGGACUAGAUACAAAUUGUUUGCGGAUCCACGCCUGAGGCGUUGCCAAAACCGUCACCUGAGAAUUUCAGCUUUCACUGCAAGAGUAGAAAGUGCAAUGGCAAUGCAGUAAAGCGCAAAUACUUUCCACUAUAUAGGAACAGACCUGUAAAGAAGCAUUUAAUAGUAUAGUGAGAAACCAAGAGAAAAGUGUAAAAGAUCCAUACAGUUUAAUAAACUGAUACACCUUC
Molecule: messenger RNA, 2211 nt
Organism: Branchiostoma floridae (Florida lancelet)
Lineage: Eukaryota; Metazoa; Chordata; Leptocardii; Amphioxiformes; Branchiostomatidae
Product: MAM and LDL-receptor class A domain-containing protein 1-like
Exons: 9
Coding region: 180-1865 (561 amino acids)
Cellular component (GO): membrane
Molecular function (GO): calcium ion binding
Source: RefSeq, a predicted model, not a curated record